UCAGGUCCACGCCUUUUGCACGCAGUGGUCGUGAGUGAAUAGGACACUUGUCUGGUAACGUUAUGCUUGUUAUAUGAAUGUAGCAGCUUCGCUCUAACGGCACCUGUUUUUAUAUGCUGUUAAGCUAAUGGUCGUCAUUUUAGGAUUAAAUGUGCACCAAUGAUGCACUACUCAAAUUGGCUGAUUGACGUAAAAAACAGGGCAAGCCUUCGAAAUGAGUGCAAAACACCACCUAACACCGACUGGAUUAACAGGGGAAAGGUUGCGGACAUGCAGAACAACAACCCGCAGCCUAACGACAAAACAUCCGAGCUAACUGCUGCCACUCAUCUCCUGAAAAAAGGUUACAAAAUAAUCAAGAAAAUUGGGGAAGGCACAUUUUCAGAGGUCCUGAAAGCUCAGAGCUUAAAAGAUGGGAAGUUUUAUGCAUGUAAAACCAUGAAGCAGACAAUUAACAGUCUGGAGCAGGCCAACAAUCUGCGGGAAGUCCAGGCAAUGAAGAGACUGAGCCCACACGCAAAUAUUGUCCAGCUACAUGAACUGAUUUUUGACAAGGAAACUGGAAGGGUAUCUCUGAUAUGUGAGCUGAUGGAGAUGAAUAUUUAUGAGUUCAUACAAGGAAGAAAAACGCCUCUGCCUGACCAUACAGUAAAGCACUACAUGUACCAGCUUUGCAAGUCACUUGAACACAUGCACAGCUGUGGGAUCUUUCACAGAGACGUGAAGCCAGAAAACAUUCUCAUAAAACAAAACGUUUUGAAGCUUGGUGACUUUGGCUCAUGUCGGAGCGUGUACUCGAAGCCCCCCCACACAGAAUACAUCUCCACACGCUGGUACAGAGCUCCGGAGUGCCUCCUCACUGAUGGGUACUACAGCCUUAAGAUGGACAUCUGGAGUGCCGGUUGUGUCUUCUUUGAAAUCAUGAGCUUGAAUCCCCUCUUCCCUGGAACCAAUGAGUUGGACCAGGUUGCCAAGAUUCAUGAUGUUUUGGGAACACCUGAUCAAAGUGUCCUCCAAAAGUUCAAGCAGUCUAGAGCGAUGCAUUUCAACUUCCCCCCAAAGAAAGGCACUGGUAUCUCACGGUUAAUCCCCAAGUGUCCAGCUCCAGCUCUGUCUCUCCUCUAUCAGAUGCUUGCCUAUGACCCAGAUGAACGAAUCACUGCAGAAACAGCCCUAAGGCACACAUACUUUAGGGAAAUAAGGAUGGCAGAUAAGAAGACUGAGACUCUUCACAGAGUUUCUGGGACUAUGGAUAUAAUAGGGAGUAGUGUGAUGCAAAACUCCAUUGAGCACAUCUGUCGGCCAGCCAGGGUUGGGAAACAACUGAGGGGAAGACACACAAGACAAACACCUUUAAUGAGUCACAACAUGAAGCAUGUAGCAGACACCCUCAUCCGACGGAACAUCCCGCAUUAUCCAGCAGAGCUGCCCAAGCUCAAUGUGGUUGUACCGGGACCACAGAUCUCCUUCCCAGUCUCCACUAUGCCUGCAUUCACAGUCACUCACAGAGGCACACUGCCAACAAUCACAUCCAAAAAGUGCCAGUCACAGUUGGCCAAGCCCCGGGAUGACACACACCAUGCAGCUUUCAAGACGUACUAUAUGCCACCUCUGGAUAGAAAACAUGGAGGCUGCUGAGAGCCAAAAACAACAAGUAUUACAUACAUAAAAAAAAAUGCCUCUUAAUACUGGCUAGACCUGUGCUGAAAUGGAUAGUUUAAGACACAUCUGUAAAAUAUCCCAACUGUGCUUGAGAAGGAAAUCACAUAAGACCAUAAAACCUGUUAUUUUACCACUUAUGACUGCUGCACCAAACUGUUUAACCAUGUUAUGAAAUUCAUAAACAGUAUAUUCUUCCAUCUAUCGGAUUAAGAGUAUGUAGGUAUAGUUUUACUUGACUUUGUCAGGUUUUGUUUACAACUCUUUAAAAUAGACUUCAGUCUGAGGCUGACAAUUGAACACAUUGUACCAUAGGAGAGCCACAGUUGAAAGACUUCUUGUAGAGCAAUAUGACACCUGCAAAAAGCAGCCAUACCACUUGGGCUCAUUUGAGUUUUAUUGUACAAUUUUGAAUCAAAUGAUUAAGCUGAUCUUAACACCAACAAGAGCACCGCCUAGUGGGGCAAAAUAAGUCCGUCACACUGUUCGUUGUCACAUGAAAAGCAAAGACUUAAUAAUUAUAUGACCUUGACCUCCAGGAGCUGAUCUCUGCAUAAUGUCUUGAUAUGGAGAAUAAUCAUGCACGGUUUCAUCAAAAUCCUUCAAACCAUUUCUUAGAUAUGAAGUGGACAUGAAAAAACUUGAAAACAAAUUUAACUAUAUGACUUUAGCCAUGACCCUAUAUCCAAUCCCAACCUUGCUUUGGUCAUAAGCUAUCUACCCAUGAAGUUUAGUAAUUGUAAGCUGAACAGUUCUCGAGUUAUUGAACGGACACUUUAAUGGACCCCACCUGGACACCCACGCACUGUGGUGAUCACCUAAUAUGUCCCAUCUAUCGGAUGUAUAAAAAAGAAAAAGUGAACACAAAUGUUUUCAAUUUGUCACCCUGCCCUGACCUCCCAACUAUUUUUAUGAGAACUCUAUAAGUUCAAACAUUACUUGAAUGAGACUGAAUCUGUAGUGUAAUACUCCGGAAGCUCCAACAGCUGCAUUUUUUCAAACCAUUUCAAACAAAUCUCCACUAAUUUUGUUGAAUAGCAUAAAUUUUCCCAGAGGGUUUGAGGAAAAGCUGUGAUAAGGGAAUUUAGUUACUCUCCAGUAAGACUGGAGGGGUCCAGUUUGAGACGAGUGCACUACCUUACCUGCAAAACUUCACAUGCUGCAAUCCACUGCAAUUCAAAGUUGUAAAGUAAUAAAGAUGAAAAUGUUCAGGGUUGGGGCUGAACUCUUGUUUAUAACAUUUGUAUAGAUGUGAUGGAAGAUCUUGGAACAAACUGAAUUUAAAAAAGGCCCCAGUCUUUCUGUACAAAUGUCAACAACCAGAACGAACUGUCCUCAGUCUCAGUGUUGCAUCUGGAGGCAAAUUUUGCACAGUUAUGUUUAAACACUGAUGGCAGAUUGGGUCUAAAUAAAGAUUUUUGAAUGUUGUGGCAAAAUGUAGCUUGGCCAGUACCUCUAUACCCCUCACUUGAGGGACUGUGUUUUUAUUUCUCUCAGAGCUGUGAGCUCUUUAAACCAGACUGUGACUCAGUCUGCACUUCAUUGUUUGUCAUU
This is a messenger RNA of Archocentrus centrarchus (flier cichlid), 3213 nucleotides long. RefSeq names its product MOK protein kinase (gene mok). Bases 160 to 1638 code for a protein of 492 amino acids. The transcript has 12 exons. The record is from RefSeq and is a predicted model, not a curated record. Gene Ontology annotation, biological process: protein phosphorylation. Gene Ontology annotation, molecular function: ATP binding; protein kinase activity. Lineage: Eukaryota; Metazoa; Chordata; Actinopteri; Cichliformes; Cichlidae.